AUGAGAAUAUACAUACAUAACUUAUUUAUAAAAGUUGGGCGAAGGUUAAAUAUUAGACAAAUAGCAUUAGCAAGUGGUGAAAUAUAUCUCACAAGAUUUUUAACUCGUGUUUCACUUAAGGAGGUGAAUAUUUAUUUAUUAGUUACUACUUGUUUAUAUGUUGCUUGUAAGAUAGAAGAAUGUCCACAACAUAUUAGACUCAUAUUAUCAGAAGCUAGAUCAAUUUGGCCUGAAUAUAUCCCAUCUGAUAUUUCUAAAUUAGCAGAAUUUGAAUUUUACCUAAUUGAAGAAAUGGAUUCAUAUUUAAUACUACAUCAUCCAUAUAAAUCAUUAAUACAGAUUAGAGAUUAUUUGGAUCUAAAUUAUGGAAAGUUUGGCAUUAAAUUGACCCAGGAAACUAUGCAAAAUUCUUGGUCGCUAAUUAACGACUCAUAUAUUACGGAUAUUCAUUUAUUAUUACCUCCUCAUAUAAUAGCAGUACUGGCAAUAUAUAUAACUAUAGUACUAAAGAAAAACUUAUUACAAUUGAAAAACCUAAAUGAGAAUGGUCAAAAUAAUAAUACGAAAGAUGAGAUGAAUAUUGAUGAUUUGAUGAGUCUAAAUGGAAUACAGAAAAACAAUAAGAAGAAACUGAAUAAUAAUAAUGAGAAUGGGAAUGAUGAUUUUGAGCUAGAUAUUUUAGACGAAGAUACUAUUAAAAUCAACAAGUUUAUGAAUUUUUUAGAACAUUCUCAUAUUAAUUUAGAUGAAAUUGUUGAAGCUGUUCAAGAUAUGAUGAAUGUUUAUCUUGUGUGGAAUAGAUAUAAUGAACAAACUGUUAAAAAGCAAUUACAGGCGAUGUUGUUGAAUAAAAUUUGA
Messenger RNA from Insectozyma verbasci, 858 nucleotides. Lineage: Eukaryota; Fungi; Ascomycota; Pichiomycetes; Serinales; Debaryomycetaceae. The record is from the annotation of a GenBank genome assembly.